Hyla sarda is the source of this 952-nucleotide messenger RNA. Its product is annotated as cathelicidin-related antimicrobial peptide Bf-CRAMP-like. Gene Ontology annotation, biological process: defense response. The annotation marks the transcript as partial. Gene Ontology annotation, cellular component: extracellular region. The record is from RefSeq and is a predicted model, not a curated record. NCBI's taxonomy places the organism in Eukaryota, Metazoa, Chordata, Amphibia, Anura, Hylidae. The transcript has 4 exons.
UUCUUACGGCAGGUCAAGCUCAGGUAGCUCUGAAAAGAAGCUGAUCGUGUUUGUGCCAAUCGUGAAGCUGCAGGAGGAACAUUCAGAAGCUUCUCAGGGAACCGCUCGCAGACACUCACCCAGCCGGGAGCAGAGACGCAGCAUGGAGAAUUCCUUUAAGGUUCUUCUCGUAGUCACGUUGGCCGCCAUGGUCCAUGGCCGACCUGUAGCCCAAACCUUUCUUGAAGACCACCCAUUGCAAUUUAUAGCUGAGGCUGUGGAUUUCUACAAUGGAGAAUCCCAUUCUGACGUGGUGUUUGCGCUCUACAAGGAUGAGUAUGAGUACAAGGUGGGCCCCAAAGGGCAAAAACAAGUGAAUUUCACCAUUAAAGAAACGGUUUGUCUGAAAUCGGAAAAUAGAACAAUCGGAAAUUGUGAAUUUAAACUUUAUGGGCUGGAGAAGAAGUGUAUCGCAUUAAAGAACAACCAGGAGAAGAGAUAUUCGGUCGUCUGCUCCACCAUUUCUCCAGAGACAAAGAAAGACCCGGGGAGCGGAUUCAUGGAAAAGCCCGGAAGCCAAGCAUAUGACUAUACCGACCAACCAGAAGAUGAGGUCUAUUAUGAGGACCACGUCAUAAUCAUGGAUGACAACGAGAAGAUCUUUCUAGAAGAAGACGGAGAAGAUAAAAAAAUCAUAGAUGAAUUACUGGCAUCAAAAACUGAAGAUACUCACGGCGAACGUCCUGCGCCAGAACCCACCAGGAGGAGGACGCAGCCAGGACAGUUUCUUGGAAGAUUUCUUUGCUUUGAAUGUUUCUUUGAAUUACUACCGAAAAAGUAAGAUGGCGCCUCCUCCACAUACAACACAUUAUUAUCAGUCGUAGGUUACAUGGAGUCAUUUCUUGGACCAGUCUCUUAGAUGUCCAUUGUCCACCAUUUUUAAUAAACAGAUUUAACAUCCUGAACUGAUUCG